Molecule: messenger RNA, 2976 nt
Organism: Melitaea cinxia (Glanville fritillary)
Lineage: Eukaryota; Metazoa; Arthropoda; Insecta; Lepidoptera; Nymphalidae
Exons: 5
Coding region: 96-2726 (876 amino acids)
Source: RefSeq, a predicted model, not a curated record
GUUGGAUUUGAAGUAGCAAAAGCAACCAAUUCAAAUUAUUUGAAACAGUGGGAAAUUUAUGUUUUCUUUAUUUAUAUUACACAUUAUUUGGCAUUAUGGAAUUCACUCCAAGUUUAACGGCAUUUCAAGGAGUACUUAUAGCAGCUGACAGCACGUAUUCUUUUUCUACAUUGACUUCAAAAGGAGGUAAUGAAUCUAAAAUACGGUAUAUUGUAGACUUAUUCAAGGAUUUUUUAGCCAAAGAAAAUCACAUCGUUGGAAACAAAGUUAAUUCGAAAUCUAUAAAUGAUUUGCGCAAAUUCGCUUUUUAUAUUGUUAUCAAUUCGGACCUUAAGAUAUUGAAUGAUUUAGUUGAUUUCGAUGGUCUUGAAUAUGUUAUCUGGACCUCACCUAUAAUGCCUAAAUAUUUGAUGUGUGAAAUUUUGUGGCAACUACAUAUGGACAGAUAUAUUUAUGAAAUAAUUGUGUUCAGCUGUCCAAAAUUAGCUAUAGAAGUAGCAGAUGCUGUGUUAGAAAAUUUUAAAUAUUUUAAUCCAACAGAUUCCUUGCUUAAAAUAAGAACGUUGACCUCUGCGUGUUAUAGAAUGAUACAGAGAUUAGUUUACUUUAAAAUUGAUUUAAAUGUGCUAACACAGGCAUUUAGAAACUUUGAAAAGUGCCUUAGAUAUUUUAGGGAACUACCUAAUGCAAUAAAAUUGAAAACACUUCAAGGUGAUGAAAAAUAUCAUUUUAUGGGAAGGCAAAUGUAUUUUAUCCUGUGUGUAAUAAUAGAGAGUAUGGAUAAUUAUUGUUUAACCAAAAAAUUUAAAUCACCUGACUUUCAAGAACUAUACAAAUUAACCUACAGGCAAGGUGCUGUUGUAAACAAAGAUUCGUGUGUAAUUACCACUAAUAAAUAUAAAAAUUUGCUGGAAAUUUUGGAUAAGUCUAAUGAAGCUCUAUUGGACACUUGUAAAUAUUUAGCCAUGGAUGUUAACGUAAACGUAUUUUGUGCUUGGAGUGAAUUUGAAUUUCAAGGUCAAAACAGUAUGCAAAAAGUUAUUGGUAUGUUAACUUACAAGAUUUUGUGUAUAAUAUGUAGAAUACCAAAACUUAAAAAUCACCCGGUACAAAGUUUUUUAAGAGAGAUUGCCUAUAAACCCGUAAACUUUGCUGAAAUAAUUAAUGUACUUAGCGCACGAGAUAUUAUACAUAAAAUAGUUAACGACAAGGAAAGACAAAAAUGGAUUAAAGCACUUUUGUAUAGACACAAGUUGUUUGAAGACAUUGCUCUUGUUGAGCUAAUCGAAACCCAUUUAGAACUUUUUGAUAGUGACGAAUGUCACAGAUUGUUUAAAACAAUGUAUGAAUACCUAAACGUAAAUGUUGCUACAGAAAAUGAAGAAAAAAAAAUAUUAGCAAGUAAAAUAUUUCAACGUUGUAGCAGUUUUGCGAAGUAUGACAUUAUUGAGAUGCACUUUAAUAAAAACAUUUUUAUUGAUACUUUGGAAACUACAGAAUUUGAUAGUAUGGUAACUGAAAUUUUUAAUAAACUUAUUAAUACACCAAAUAUGGAUUUGUCUAAAGUUUUUAAUGUAUUUAUACAAAAUCCUCGAAAAGUAUUUACCAAAAUAUUUACUGUAGCUUGUGAUGGUACGGAACAAACUAAUACAAUGAUCGCAGUGAUGAAACCAUUCGAAAAAUAUUUUAAUCAUUACUACGAAAAGGAUACUGAACCAUGUAUUAUACUAGUACUUAAAGAUAUAAUUGCCAGUAUUUUAGAAUGUGAAACGAAACAAAAUCAUUUUAUAAGAUUUUUAAUUUCCCUUAAGAAGUCAGGGGCUAUUCCUGGACCAAAAUUACUUUUACUUAUAAUUAUGCCAAACUUGCAUAAGGCACUUCUAAAUAAAAAUAUAUUUGAUGUUGAUCUACAUUGCAAGCUCAUACAAGAAUGCUACCCUCUCCCAGAACUAAUAGACUAUAGACCACCAAUACUAGCCAUGUUUGCUCAAGUACUUGAUACUGUGAGAUGGAAAAUGGAUACUUAUUCACCAAUAGCACCUAUGACUUUGGAACGGGUCAUUAAAAUACAAACCAUGAUUUUGUUCACAUAUGGAUUACAGAUUCCAGCUAAGGACAGCAGAUGGUUAAGAUGUAAGAUAAGAAAUAUUAACCCACUGAAUAUGUAUUACUAUAGGUACCUUUGGGACCCACCAGGAAACACAUUUGCUGAGGUUAUCAGUGGUAUAAGAAUACAUAAAAACAUGGAUAAAGAAAAUUUAACAUUAUGGCUUUCUAAGGUGCUUUGUUGUACUAUAGUUCAAGAAUGGUGUCUAAUUUGGGAGAGUAUGCAACAAUUUGGAAACAGACAAUUACUGGAUCUUUUUCAUGAUGCCUUACUGUUAUUAUUUGUAGCGGAAAAAACAAUUCACACAGAAACUAGCAAGGCAUGUUUAAUGUUUUGUAUGCAAAAUUUCGUGUGUACAAUAAGGUAUCAAUUCUUGAAGGAUUCAAUUACUGAUAAUCAAGUAGCAGCAGUAUUCAACAAAUUUCUACUAACAGAAAAGUUAAUAGAAGAACAUGAUUUAUGCCAUUUUGCUAUAACAUUUAUACCUUUAUUAUCAUACAUAGCAGAAGCAAAGCCAGAUAUUAGUAUUGAAACAGUACAAAAGACAAAAGAUAAACUAAAAUAUAAGGAAUUUUGCAGUUUAUUUUAUGAUAUGUUUUUAAAAAAUAGGAAAAACUAAAAAUACACAUAAUGAAACUUCAUCUUUAUUGUUUUUGUUAAGCUACCUUAAGAUACAUUACAGUGAAAACACAAUUUAAUUCAUUUGUUUUUAAUGCUGUUUCUAAAAUAUUAUUUUAAAAGUACAGUCAAUUUAAUAACAAUUUAGAAUAUCUCAAAUAAAAUUUUCAUACAAAAUUUAUAUAAACUAAUAGACGCUAAUACCUUUUGUACUAAAUACUGUGUGUACUAAUAUAAUGAAUGUUUAUAUA